AUGUCGACUGGCUCCUCUCACCGUACGGCGCCCUCAACAGGGACUCCUGACUCCACCGACAACACUUUCGACCGCUUUGAUAACAGCGCCUCCAGCAGGCCUGCUCUCCCAUACAACGUAGGCGCCACGUUUGUUGCUCAUCGCCACGAAUCACCCGUGCCUUUCGGUCAUGGCUACAACGUUCCUUGGCCACCUUUCAAGACGGGCUAUUUCAGACUACCGCAAAUCAACUACUGCCUAGUUCGACAGCCAACUGAAGGACGUACACUAGAUGAUUCCUGCACGCUGACCAUCACCGACAUGAUACGCACUGGAUAUUCACAUGCCGCUCAAGUUGUUGAAGUCAACGGGAGUAUGGUGGCGAAGAUAUACGACCCGCUAUACGACGCUGGAGGUGACUGUUACAACAACAAGCGCGACGUUGUUGUACUAGCCGAUGGAGACUACUCAAGGGAAGCUGCGGCGUACGAGGAGCUAGAGAAAUGUUCUAUAGCGCGUACAUAUACGCCCAAGUACUAUGGCAGCUGGACGGUCGAAGUACCCACAACACUCAGCAACCAGACCUACAUACGACAUGUUCGUCUCAUACUGAUGGAACACAUCACUGGUACCGUUAUGAGCAACAUUCAAACUCAGCUACUCUCCCGACGAACGCGCUCAGCGAUCAUGGAGAAAGUUUUAGUGGCCGAGUCUCACAUCUACAACGCCGGUAUAUUGCACCGCGACAUGUCACCCCGCAACGUCAUGCUCGUGUCCCCGUCAUCAUAUCCCUCCUUGGACGACCCAGAUCUCCGCAUUGUCAUCAUUGAUUUCAACGUUUCUAAUGUUGUCCGUCUUAGCGCCACCUCUUGCCACGGUGAUCCAAAUCCCGUAACUAUUCAAAAGCAGUGGCCUAGUAAGGUUCUCAGCCCUGUGAUAAGGUUCUGGAACGCGAUGCAAGAGUUUGAGGCUAGGGAUUGGGUAAACGAUGAGUAUGGGAAGAUGAAUGAGUGGCUGUGGGAGUGUUUUGGGGUUAGCGAAGACUAUGUACCGCUUGUUAGGGACUGGGAUGAUAAGGAGGUGUGCCCGAGGAUUGCUUUGCGUAGCGGGCUUGAAGAUGAUGAUGAGGCGGAGGAGGAGGAGGAGGAGGAGGAGGAGGAGGAGGAAAAUGGAGAUGGGGUUCUCAGAAAUAUGGUGGAGAGUCCAGGUGCAGGUGGUAGGGAUGAUGAUGAGGUCGUCUUCCAGGGCCGGGGCUGCAAGAUUUCGGUAAGCUACUGA
Messenger RNA from Alternaria atra, 1257 nucleotides. RefSeq lists its product as uncharacterized. Lineage: Eukaryota; Fungi; Ascomycota; Dothideomycetes; Pleosporales; Pleosporaceae. Gene Ontology annotation, biological process: protein phosphorylation. Bases 1 to 1257 code for a protein of 418 amino acids. The record is from RefSeq and is a predicted model, not a curated record. The transcript has a single exon. Gene Ontology annotation, molecular function: protein kinase activity.